Toxorhynchites rutilus septentrionalis is the source of this 2205-nucleotide messenger RNA. RefSeq names its product ero1-like protein (gene Ero1L). The record is from RefSeq and is a predicted model, not a curated record. Bases 398 to 1879 code for a protein of 493 amino acids. Gene Ontology annotation, biological process: protein folding in endoplasmic reticulum. Gene Ontology annotation, cellular component: endoplasmic reticulum; endoplasmic reticulum membrane. Lineage: Eukaryota; Metazoa; Arthropoda; Insecta; Diptera; Culicidae. The transcript is spliced from 5 exons. Gene Ontology annotation, molecular function: protein-disulfide reductase activity; FAD binding; thiol oxidase activity.
AUCAGGAGGAUGUGUGGUGUGGAACUCACUGUUUAUCAGCGGGUAGCUCACGGCAGCAACGUUUCCCACAGCGCGUUUACAUUUCAGUAUGCGUUACGCCUCCGACGAAAACAAAUUUCCAAUAGGAUUGGAUGAGAGCAGACGGAUAGAGAGCAAACACAAAAAAAGUGAACGUGGAUUUCGGCAGGAAUAAUUGCGGUGUUGACGUGUUGAUUUGCUAGCGGAUAACCCCUUAUGAUCGGAAUUUCACAAUGAAUAGUGCUGUAUUUCGGAUGGUGAAGAAUUAUAGUGUUUGUUGAGUCCUAUGAGAUCUUCAAUAAUAUCAAUUUUGACUAACGAAAGUGAAUAAAAGUGCUGAUCUUGCCAGGUGUAAAUAAAAACAUUCGUAGCUCAUGGUAUGAAAGGGACAAUGUCAGUGUCAACGACAUUCACGCGGACGGUAUUUUUCCCUCAUCAGUGCCGGAUUUCGUGGAGAAUUCCUCUAUUUUUGAUUGUGCUGGGCAUAAUCAAUUAUUCCAGUGGUUAUUUCUUUCCUGAUGGCGACAGUAUAGCCAAGGAUCGAUUCUGUUUCUGUCAGCUCCAGGGUACCAUUGAUGACUGCAGUUGCAGUGUCGACACCGUGGAUUAUUACAACAAUGUGAAAAUUUAUCCACGUCUGCGAAGUCUUCUGGUUAAAGAUUUUUUCCGGUAUUAUAAAGUGAACUUGGGGAAAAAAUGUCCGUACUGGGUCGAUGACAGCAAGUGUGCAAUGCGCUUCUGUCACGUACAACAUUGUGAGGAAAAAGAUAUCCCGCCUGGACUCAAGGGUGAUGUUUCUUCGUAUCAUAAGUACAUGAAAGAAGUCCAAACAUUGACGAAUUGCGACGAGGACUUGGAUAUUGAACUCGGUUAUCUCAAUACGAGCAUUAGCGAUAAAGUGCACAGAGAAUUCAAAAAGUGGGCCGAUUACGACGAAGCUCAGGAUAACUUCUGCAUAUUGGACGAUCAUGAGCCAGGUUCGGAAUACGUAGACUUACUGUUAAAUCCUGAGCGAUACACCGGUUACCGAGGGGAGUCUGCAAGAAGGAUUUGGAGUAGUAUUUAUCUGGAGAAUUGCUUUCAAUCCCAUUCGGUUCGUAGAAAAAAUCCAUACUCGGCCAUGAUUCCAUACAAAAAUAUGUUCAACAACGAAGUCUGUCUGGAACAUCGUGUUUUCUAUCGAAUGAUCUCCGGUUUGCACUCCAGUAUAAAUAUUCAUCUCUGUGCGAACUAUUUGCUCUCCGAGAAGGUCUCAAUGGAUUUUGUUUCCCCGACGGGAAUCUGGGGUCCCAACAUGGAGGAGCUUGAGCGAAGAUUUAGCCCUCUGACAACGGACAACGAAGGGCCACAUUGGCUGAGAAACUUGUACUUUGCGUAUCUCGUGGAGCUACGAGCGCUGGCCAAAGUUGCCCCUUAUCUGCGGAACGAGGAAUACUUUACGGGACGUGAGAAAGAGGAUCGAGAAGUGAAAAUCGCUGUCGAUGAUUUGCUCGGCGUUGUGGAAGAAUUUCCAUCGCAUUUCAAUGAGUCCGUUAUGUUUAGCAGCGGAACUUCCUCGGUGAAACUGAAGCAAGAAUUUCGUGAGAAGUUUAUGAAUAUCUCUAAAAUCAUGGACUGUGUCGGUUGUGAUAAAUGUCGUCUGUGGGGGAAAUUACAGGUGCAGGGAAUGGGAACGGCUUUGAAGAUUUUAUUCUCAGGAAAGUUCGAUGAAACAAUCGAAUCCAGUAUAGCACUUAAAAUUAAUGCGGAAAACACCCAGUUCAAAUUGAAGCGAUCGGAAAUUGUGGCGCUUUUUAAUGCGUUCGGAAGGCUUUCAACGAGCAUUCACGAAUUGGAAAAGUUCCGACAGAAAAUGCGAUGAGCCCUUCGAAUGUUUAACUUAGUAGUAGUGCUUCAGGCUAAUAGUAGAAAAUGAAUUCGUGAUAAGGGGUGCUUUCAGCAGAGGCACUAAAGCUCAUAAUAUGACACUAGUGAAUUACAGUGGUUGGGGAGACUAUUCAAUUAUGUGUGCCGAAAUUUGUUGCAGUAACACUCCAUAUAUUGUGAAUAAACGAUUUGAGGUUUAUGCCCUUUUAUAAAUUAUUCAGACAACGAGUGUGUGAAUAUGGUUAUCGAUACCAUAGACGUGAGAUACUUAUACAUUAUUUAUAUAGAAGACUAUAUUGAUUGUGAUUUUGUAAAUAAAUG